This is a messenger RNA of Fonsecaea multimorphosa CBS 102226, 1734 nucleotides long. RefSeq lists its product as uncharacterized. The record is from RefSeq and is a predicted model, not a curated record. The transcript has a single exon. Gene Ontology annotation, molecular function: dipeptidyl-peptidase activity. Lineage: Eukaryota; Fungi; Ascomycota; Eurotiomycetes; Chaetothyriales; Herpotrichiellaceae. Bases 1 to 1734 code for a protein of 577 amino acids.
AUGGAAAAGAUGAUCAUUGACCGUGACGUGCCGAUUCCCAUGGAAGAUGGCAUUUCCCUUCGAGCUGAUAUCUACAGACCCAAGGAUGAAAAGCCGGCACCAGUGAUCUUGACCAUGGGCCCUUAUGGUAAGGGACUGCCAUGGAGAGUAGGCUACAAGCCACAGUGGGAUGCCCUUAUCCAAGCACAUCCCGACAUUCUAGCAGAGUCCUCCAAAGAGUUCAUGGUCUGGGAAGUCGUUGACCCUGAGAUCUGGACCUCUUGGGGUUACGUGUGCAUUCGAAUCGACUCUCGAGGCGCCGGGUGUUCCCCAGGCUACCUAGACGUCUUCUCUCCUCAGGAGACGAAAGACUUAUAUACUGCCAUUGAAUGGGCCGGUGUUCAGCCUUGGAGCACGGGAAAGGUCGGCCUCAGCGGCAUAUCGUACUUCGCCAUCAAUCAAUGGCUUGUCGCAUCGUUACAGCCACCUCACUUGACAGCAAUGAUUCCGUGGGAAGGAGCUGCCGACUUCUAUCGAGACAUGACCCGUCACGGUGGCAUCCUAUCAAAUGCAUUCUUGGAUCUCUGGUAUGGACGGCAGGUGGUCUCGGUCCAGCACGGCAAUCCGGCGGCACCCCAUGAUCCCUGGCGGGAUGACCUCGUCAGCGGAUCUAGGGCAAUGGUGCUCUCCCCAGAGCAACUGAAGGCAAAUCGUUCGGAUCCAGUCCAGGCUGGCUUGAGCCGACCACUCGAUAGUGAGUUCUAUCGAACUCGAUCCGCGGACUGGUCUAAAGUGACAGUUCCGUUCCUGAGCUGUGCUAGCUGGGGCGGCUACGGUCUGCAUGCUCGUGGCAAUUUCGAAGCGUUUACCCAAGCGGCAUCGAAACAGAAGUGGCUCGAAUGCCAUCCAGGGAAACAUGAAGAAUGGUUCUAUGUCAACUAUGGCCUGGACAUUCAGAAGCGAUUUCUCGACCAUUUCUUGAAGGGGGAGCAAAAUGGAUGGGACAAGGAAGCUCCUGUCUCGUUAGUCAUCCGCCGACCUUUCAGCACCGAUUUCGUGGCUCUCCGUCAAGAGCAUUCUUGGCCACUCGAACGAACUGAGUGGACCUCGGUUUCUCUGGCCGCUGCGAGUCGGAAGUUGAGCUGGAGUAGAGUGUCGAGCGAUACUACGGAGCAGGUCCAGUUUGCGGCGUUGGGCGAUCCAGUCACAUUCAUGUCGGAACCUCUUGAGCAGGAAGUCGAGAUCACUGGACCACUCGCUGCAAAGAUCUUUGCUUCCUCUUCCACUGCCGACAUGGACCUCUUUUUGACCUUUCAAGCUUUUUCUCCGGAUGGAAAGGAGGUCGAAUUCCAGGGCAGCCUCGAUCCCCACACUCCUCUCGCGCAAGGCUGGCUUCGUGCAUCCCAUCGCAAGCUGGACCCGGUGAAGAGCACGCCCUAUCGACCAUAUCACACACAUGAUGAAAUCCAACCGCUCGAGCCUGGAAAGGUCUACGAGCUUGACGUCGAGAUCUGGCCAACGCAUAUUAUCUUACCGGCAGGUUUUACAAUCGCCCUCCAGAUCGGCGGCAAAGACUUCAAACGACCGACAGAGAAGGACAUGGGUGGCGGCGCCUGGUUGGCUUCCGGAUCAGGACCUUUCUUGCACACACAUCCUGAGGAUAGGCCAGCAUCCAUUUUUGGUGGGAACACCACCAUUUACACUGGCGGUGAUACUCCGUCGUCUCUCCUUCUGCCAAUCAUUCCGCGCCAGUGA